AUGAAUGACAAGAUUCCAGAGGUGCUCCCGGUGACAGCAGGCAAAUUCCGAGCGAUGCUUCCAUUAGCCGACCGCUUGACCACAUUCUCAAGUUGGGUGUUCAUUUGCGGCGCACUUAUUGUUUUUGUUCUCUGGCUGUCUGAUCGGACAGAUGUACCUUUUAUUCACCAUCUUCCUUCUGUUCCAGGCCUCCCAAUAGUGGGGAACCUCCUCCAGCUAGGUACGGAGCAGCCACGACGUUUAGCAGAGUUGUCAAAGAAGUAUGGGCCCGUAUUCCAGCGAUUCGUUGUUGCAAACAGCUUCGAGUCGAUCAAGCAACUCUGGAUCAACAACCAAUCUAGUCUGAUAUCUCGGCCUACAUUGCACACAUUUCAUAACGUUCUUUCAUCUUCGCAAGGCUUCACCAUCGGAACCUCCCCAUGGGACGAGUCUUGUAAGCGACGACGGAAAGUUGCUGCGGCUGCAUUGAAUCGGCCGUCUGUUGUCGGCUACAUGCCUCUUGUUGACUUGGAAUCCUGUGUCAGUAUCAAAGAACUGGUGCAGCAACUAGGUAACACUGAAGCCCAGGUGGAUCUCGACCCUUAUCCGUUGUUUCAACGACUUGCUCUCAACCUCAGCUUGACUCUUGGCUAUGGAUUUCGCAUCGAUGGCUCCGUUGACAACGAGCUCUUGCGAGAGAUCAUCACUGUGGAACGCGGAAUUAGCACCCUCCGGAGCACAAGCAACAACUGGCAGGACUUUGUACCGUUGUUGAGGUUUUUUUCCAGAAGAACCAACGAAGCAUCAGAUCUUCGGCGCCGGCGGGAUGUGUAUCUCGAAUACUUGUUGCAGAAGCUCAAGGACAGGAUUGCAAUGGGACAUCAUGUUUCCUGUAUCACAGGCAAAGUCCUGCAAGAUCCCGAAUGCAAGCUCACCCAUGCAGAAAUAAAAUCGCUCUGUGUGACGAUGAUCGCAGGGGGCCUCGACACCACGCCCGCUUGUCUUUUACUCGGUAUUGCCAUUCUUUCAGGCCCCCAAGGUGCCUUGCUUCAGAAAAGACUCCUCGACGACGUUCACAAGGUAUAUGGACAAGGAAAGGCCUGGGCAAAGUGCCUCGAGGACGAAAAAUGCGAGUAUGUGAAAGCCUUUUGCAAAGAGGUGCUCCGCUUUUGGACCGUCAUCCCCAUGUCUCUGCCCCGCCUAAGCAUCAAAGACGUCGUGUGGCAAGGUGCGAUCAUUCCUGCUGGUACUACAUUCCUUAUGAACGCUUGGGCGGCGGACUUUGAUCCUGAUCGUUUCAAGUGUCCCCAAGAAUUCAGCCCCGAGCGAUUCCUGGACAUUGCAGAAGGGUCAGGGACGGAACACUUUGCCUUCGGAGCGGGCUCGCGCAUGUGUACAGGAUCGCAUUUGGCGUACAGGGAGAUGUAUGUCACAUUUAUACGCAUGCUUCUUGCAUUCGAAGUGCUGCCUGCCACCGACCCAGGCCAAAGACCGAUCUUGACGGGUCCCCUCGAGUGCAACGCCAACCCAUCGGGACUGUCCAUUGAGCCAAAGGCAUUUAAGAUCGGGUUUCGCGUGCGAGACGACGCGUGUCUUGAGAAGUGGUUCGAGGAAACCGAGAACGCGACAAAGCACAUCGAUGGAUAG
Messenger RNA from Cladophialophora psammophila CBS 110553, 1626 nucleotides. RefSeq names its product phenylacetate 2-hydroxylase. The transcript has 4 exons. The record is from RefSeq and is a predicted model, not a curated record. The coding region runs from base 1 to 1626 and encodes 541 amino acids. Gene Ontology annotation, molecular function: heme binding; oxidoreductase activity, acting on paired donors, with incorporation or reduction of molecular oxygen; monooxygenase activity. NCBI's taxonomy places the organism in Eukaryota, Fungi, Ascomycota, Eurotiomycetes, Chaetothyriales, Herpotrichiellaceae.